Messenger RNA from Trichomonas vaginalis G3, 489 nucleotides. Its product is annotated as protein modification by small protein conjugation. Lineage: Eukaryota; Parabasalia; Trichomonadida; Trichomonadidae. Bases 1 to 489 code for a protein of 162 amino acids. The transcript has a single exon. The record is from RefSeq and is a predicted model, not a curated record.
AUGAGAGAUGCUCAGAGAAUUUUAAAGGAAUUACGUCAACAAAAGAAAGAUAAUUCCGAUGAGAUUUGGCUUGAAUCAGAGGAAGAAGAUAUUCGCCAUUGGUAUGGUAUGAUAAAAGCACCAGAAGAUACUGCUUUUGCUGGCCAUUAUUUCAAACUUGACAUUGUCUUGAAAGAUGGUUAUCCAAUUGAGCCCCCACAAGCAAAGUUCAUUACAAAAAUAUUCCAUCCAAACAUAUCUUUUAAAGAUGGAACAAUUUGCUUAGAUAUUCUGAAGACUGAAUGGACCCCUGCCUGGACAAUUAAUUCGCUUUGUACAGCUAUUCGUCUUUUGCUUAGCCAUCCGGAGCCUGAUAGCCCUUUAAAUACUUUAGCAGGAAAUUUGCUAAGAUAUAACGACCAAAUAGGCUACGAUUCAAUGGCAAAGUUUUACGCAGAUACAUACGCCCCAAUUAAGAAUACUAUGAAAGAAGCCGCCAAUAAUGAAUAA